GUGGCGGGUUGGGCUAGCGCCGAUCUUUGCCGAGUGUAUCCGACAACAUCCGGAAGUGUGACCAAUGUACUGUACAGCAGUUAAGGCAGCGGCUCGGCAUAUCCCACACACGAGCUCUUUAACGGUUAGUUACAAAUCUGGCCACCAGUUUGAGUUGUUUCAUCCGCCACCAUGUCAGUUUUGUGCUAUAAUAAGGGAUGUGGACAGAGGUUUGAUCCAGAAAAUAACCCAGAAGAUGGCUGCACCUAUCAUCCGGGAGUCCCAGUAUUCCAUGAUGCACUGAAGGGAUGGUCCUGCUGCAAGAGAAGAACAACUGACUUCUCAGACUUCCUCAGCAUUGUUGGCUGUACAAAAGGUCCCCACAACAAAGAGAAGCCCCCUGAGCCGGUUAAGCCAGAUGUGACCUCAUCGGGAGAAAAGAAAGAGGCAGAUGACCAAAAACCAAAGUUUAACGAGUACAUCAUCUCCGCACCUAAGCCUCAGGAGGCAAUACGCAGACCGAGUGCUGAUGAGCCAAUGGUCAGAUUGCAGCAUAAAGUUUCUGCUUCUCUGAAGCAGGCUCUGGAGAAAUUGAAGCUGUCUGAAAAUGCAGAGGAGACGAAAGAGGAGGAUAGUGACGAGAUCAAGAUUGGAACAUCCUGUAAAAAUGGAGGAUGUACUAAAAGUUUUGAAGGACCUGCAAGUGAUUCUGAUGUGUGCUUAUACCACUCUGGAUUUCCUAUCUUCCAUGAAGGGAUGAAAUACUGGAGCUGCUGUAAAAGGAAAACCUCCGACUUUAACACCUUCCUCUCUCAAGAGGGCUGCACCAAGGGAACACAUCUAUGGAGGAAGAAAGAUGAGGGUAAGAAAGUGGUUCCGUGUCGGUUUGACUGGCACCAGACGGGGACACAGGUCAUCAUCUCUAUCUACGCCAAGAACGCCGUCCCGGAGCUGAGCUACGUGGAUGCAAACAGCACCACGCUCAACAUACAUGUUAUAUUUGAGGGAGAGAAGGAAUUUGAGCAGAAAAUCAGCUUGUGGGGAGUGAUAGAUGUGAGUAAAAGUAUAGUGAACAUGAUGGCAGCCAAGAUCGAGGUAGCAAUGAAGAAGUCCGAGGCCAUGUCAUGGGCUCGUCUGGACCUUCCUCCCCCUGUCAUCCCACCCAAGGAGAACGAGAAGAAAAAAGAAGAAACUGAUAGUGAAGAUGAAGAUGAAGACGAAUGAUAAGGACUUACUCUAAAAACAUAGUGUGUAUCUUUAGCUGAAUCCAAGGCUACACAGUCCAUUUUUUUUACCUCUUUAAAGAGUUGCCUCUUUUGCUGUCAUGGACCUUUGGCCUCUACUCCUCAACAUUUACGCCCACAACUAAGAAUGCUCAAUAGUCAACUUACUUGAUUUUUGCCUCUUUUUUUUCUCAAUUUUUGUUCUUUUUUUCUGGUGAUUAUAUGGGUUGUUAUGCUAAAAAAUCUUAAAGUAUUUUUUACAACAGUUUUUCACUCAAGGAACCCUGAUUUUUAAUAGACUUUCAAUCAAGUCAGACGAUGACACACUUGUUAACUGCACUGAGGAACAUCACACAAUAAGAUAGGAGUCAGGUGUGAACAUGUUUAAUUUCACACCCUUAAACCCUUAAUGUGUCCUUUCAUGUGGACUGCUUGCAUCAAGUCAUCCUAAUGGACCACAGUUGUGACCAUCUUCUAUCUCAAGAACGUUUGGUAAAAGAUAAUUCCAUCUGUACAUUUCCAUAUGUUUCUUUCAUACUCAGCAAAUUUUAAGUGGUAUACUUGCAAUUGUUUAUAUAUAUAUAUAUUUUCCAUUCCAUCCUUAGGUUUCAUAAAUUGUAUAAAUUAUUGUAUUGUUUUGUCCACCAGUAUCACACCAGACUAAAUGCUCUAUUCAUAGAUACGUAUGUACCUGUAUUUUUGGGAAGCUGAAGCUGACAUUUGGAUCUCUAAAAUGUCCACACUUGUAUCGUAUGGAGUUUAUUCUGAAUAAACUGUGUAAUAAGAAAUACA
Molecule: messenger RNA, 1994 nt
Organism: Xiphias gladius (swordfish)
Lineage: Eukaryota; Metazoa; Chordata; Actinopteri; Istiophoriformes; Xiphiidae
Gene: chordc1b
Product: cysteine and histidine-rich domain (CHORD) containing 1b
Exons: 11
Coding region: 172-1203 (343 amino acids)
Source: RefSeq, a predicted model, not a curated record